AUGUCGUCCGACCUCGGGCACAACGACGACUGGGAGGCCAACUACGAGGACCUCAUGGCGAUGGAGGACAGCUACGGCAGCGGCGUGGAAGAUCUGAGCAGCGCGGCGAUGGAGAUCGCCAACGCGCGCAUGGCGGAGCAGAAGAAGCUCAGGGAGGAGAUGCUGAAGAACCGCGGGAUACAGCCGGGAGACAGGGUCACCGUCGCGGUGCGCGUCGGCGCGCCGUACCCGGAGCGCGUGAAGCGCUACCACUACGCGACGGACCCGUUCGGCGGCGAGGGGCUGGGGCACGAUCCGUCGAGCUCGGGACGGAGAGGAGGAGGAGGAGGAGGAGUCGGCGCGUCUCAGGGCUCCGACUGGGACGAGGACGACGUCGGAGGCGCCGGGAGAGGGAGUCAUCACGGAGCGGGCUCCGCGGGGACGAGCGUCGCCUCCGAGGGCGACGCUGGCGCGAAGCGGUGGAAGAUCGAACAUCAGAUCGGAUACGUCGUCGCCGUCCGCGGCGAGGGCGGCGGACGCGUCGGCGUGAAACGCAACGGCCACCCCGAGGAUAGCGACGAGAGCUUCCCGACGUACCCGAAGGAGUGGGUCAGGGUCCUGGACGUGGGGGAGAUGUGGGAGAUCAAGACCGGGCCGAGGAACAUGGGCGCGUUCGCGUCGGACGAGGAUUACGCCCAGGCGCAGGCGGCGUGGACGGCGGCGACGGGGGAGGCGUCACAUUCGCGCGAGAAGAGCGAAACCAAAACCAAAACCAAAAACUAG
Micromonas pusilla CCMP1545 is the source of this 762-nucleotide messenger RNA. RefSeq lists its product as uncharacterized. The coding region runs from base 1 to 762 and encodes 253 amino acids. The transcript has a single exon. Lineage: Eukaryota; Viridiplantae; Chlorophyta; Mamiellophyceae; Mamiellales; Mamiellaceae. The record is from RefSeq and is a predicted model, not a curated record.